Molecule: messenger RNA, 222 nt
Organism: Penicillium soppii
Lineage: Eukaryota; Fungi; Ascomycota; Eurotiomycetes; Eurotiales; Aspergillaceae
Product: Guanine-specific ribonuclease N1/T1
Exons: 2
Coding region: 1-222 (73 amino acids)
Molecular function (GO): RNA binding; RNA nuclease activity
Source: RefSeq, a predicted model, not a curated record
AUGGCCAGCCAUUGCUCUAUUACAUCGUAUCGCAAGUACCCUGUCUUGUCGACAGGGAACACCUACUACGACUUUGAUAAAAAGCCACAGGCCAACCCAGGCCCUUUUCGCGCGAUCACGAACCAGAAUAAGAUUUUCAAAGGAGUCAUAUCGCAUGGUGGUAGGGACGGAAAAAACAACGCUGGUUCUUUUCAUCGUGUGCCGGAGCAUCGGAUUUGGUGA